AGAACUCUUCUUUAACCAAGUUUCCUUGCGAAAAGCUCAUAGAGAAGAAUCUUUAGAACUUUGGAAACAUUCGUUUCCUGCUAAACUUGGGAUUAUUCCGUGCGAAUUUUCCUUGGCGAAUCUAUUUAGUUGUCAAGACCAGCAAGAUUCCAAACAUAUCCGUCAAAAAUCAAGGUGUUGCGUAUAUUUCUGUUGAUUAUAAUUCAGCUACGACUUGAGCGAUUCACGUAGCUACCUGGAACUGUGUUUGGAAAGACAUUGAUAUAGAGGGGCAAUUUUUUACCUAGAGAAAUCCAGGUUUGAAAGCAAGCAAAGGUACUUCUUCGAUUGAAUUAAAAGAUUUCUUAUUGUUUAAUACUCCUAUUUUUUGAAACUUUACUGGUUUAUUCUGAAUAUUCGGGUGGGCUUUUGUUAUUUAUCUAUCUCCAAAGUAGGCUGAAUUGGAUCCCUGCUGAUACGUUCAAACUGUUGACUUGCUUUUUUUUUCUUUGCGUUUAUUACUUGUUUGCAAGGGAUUUUUUUUUCUUCUUCCUCUUCAGCACUUUGUCUUGUCUCUUUCGAUUAGACUAAAUCAACUUUUUUUGUGUUGUCUUUUUUGUCUAAUAGCUAUUACUAUCUUCUUUUUGACAAACAAACGUAUUUUUCGGUUUAACAUCGUUUGAAUAUCUUCUUUAUUUUUAUAAUUCUUGAAAAAGAUUCGUUUUCUUCUCGUUGCUUGCUUGUUAUAUAUCAGACUUUCUCAUUCCCCGUUUACCACUUGGAAUUGGCUACUUUUAUUCGUUAACAAGUAAUUUUUUAUUUUGUUUGUAUACACGGUCUUUUUCAUUAGUCUCUUUUCUUGUUGUAAUCCUGCAUUGACGCUCUUUCCGCUGUCAAUUUGUAUUACUCUUUUCUGUUUUUAUUUUAUUUUAUUUUCUAUUAUUUUUUUUUGUUUAAAGAUCCUCUUUAUCUCUUGUUUUACAUUGUUGUUGAGAUAUCUUGUUAUUUAUUAACGGUUUGCAUUAAGUGAAAAUGACUGCGAAAUCUUCUUUUGGACAAAUGUGCUCGAAUUGUCAUAGCACGACAACCUCACUGUGGAGGCGUGGUCCGGAUAAUUCCUUACUUUGCAACGCUUGCGGUUUAUACCAGAAACACCGAAAUCAGGCCCGUCCUGUAAAAGCGGAAGAACACCAAAAAGAUGCGCCUCCCGUUGCCAAACAAAUUUGCACAAAUGGAACCUGUUCUGGAGACGGUUAUUGUGAUGGAACAGGUGGAAGCGCUUCUUGCACUGGUUGUCCUGCUUUGAAUAAUCGUUUGAAAAGUAUCAGUUCGAAAUCCAACAAGUUAGAUCGUUCUAGCAUGUCACCCAAGCCUGACUCUUCUGUUGUCAGUCGAGAAUCAGACGCCUCUGGUAGUGAGGAUGAACAAAGAUCCAAGUCCCCAGAAUCCGGAGCCUCGUUGAAAUCUGAAAGUAAUAAACGCCGUGCGAGUGAACAAUCGGAAGGACCAACCCUGGUUUCUGCUAGUGAAUUGGGGGCUACGUGCUGUCAGAAUUGUGGUACUACCAAUACACCUCUUUGGCGCAGAGACGAACUUGGUAAUCCAAUUUGCAAUGCAUGCGGUCUUUAUUACAAGAUUCAUGGCAUACACCGUCCGGUAACCAUGAAGAAAGCUAUUAUUAAGCGAAGAAAGCGUAUCGUCAUGCACAACAACCAUAAUGUGGCUUCACAGUCUUCUAAACAGGCUUCUAUGCAAGCCACCGAUGCACAUAAGCGCGUUAAAAGCUCACCACCAAAAGAAACCUUAAUGACCAAGCCCAAGAAUGGCGAUAAAUCCCACAAUAUCCAUAGAGUAUCCGAUAAACCCGUUGAUUAUGGUUCCCCUGCUAAUCCUUUACUCAACCCUGCUAGCUCCUUCCAUCAUCCCGCUUAUCCGAUUAACGGGUACAGUGGAAUGUUGCCUCCUGUAGUUAAUUCCUCACCUUUAUUGACGCUCUCAAGACUUGCUGCAGGUGAGCCCGAGACGAAUAGCCAAUAUUUCUAUCCUUACAACAAAGUUCCGGAAGCUGCUCACACUCUGGGUGUCCAACCUGAGACGCAGGCCGAUAGUUCAGUCAACUUGACUAAUAAUGUUGUCAAUAGAAUGAACGGCGAAAUUCCUCAUAAUGCUCGACCAGUUUAUUCCGUCCCGCUCCCUCCCCUAAAUGUUAGUCCUUCUAAUAAAUCUACGGGUUCACCGUUGUCCGUCGGCGAGGUGAACGUGAAAGAACCCGUUAAACAGGAAAGCAAUGUUCUAAACAAGAAAUGGCAUCUUCCUCCAAUUCUUCCCGUUGGUGAAUCCGUUAACUUACCUAGUCGUGAGCAGAAAAAACCAAAAAUAGCAGAAGGUAUUGCUUCAUUGCUAAAUCCUGAAGAACCUUCAGGUUCUUCUACUUCCAAAGACACUGAAGUUAUGAGCGAUAAGCUUAAAAAAUCUAAUUCGCAAACUAACCUAGCUUCCAAUCCUUUAAUUAUGAAUGCACCUCCUUCACCAUUACAAUUUCCUCCGGAAUUACAAGGAUCUACUAUUGACCAAAGACAGUAUGCCUUGAAUGUGCUUUCCGAGCUUCGUUCCAAACAUGAUACUAUGGUACAGGAACUGUCUAACAUAAAUUAUAAUAUGGUAAAAAUUGACACGUGGUUACGCUCUUCUAGUGUGAAUGAAUUGGUUACGAAUAGCACGCCAGUCGCGAAUCCUUCCGUAAACUCUGGUGUAUUACAGACCUAAAGCACAUCGGCUGGAUUAAAUGUUCGCUUUGGCAUUUUUAUAUGUAUAGUAAAAACAACGGAUUUCUGUUUACAAUGCUUUUUGUCCCAUAUAUUGAGGUUGCAAAACAUAAUACUUUUGGCUAUGGUUUUUUAAUAUUUGUUAAUACUUUUAAUAUUACGAACUUAACGGGUUAAUCAUCUUCUUCGACUUAGUAGAGAAGUAACU
Messenger RNA from Schizosaccharomyces octosporus yFS286, 2952 nucleotides. Its product is annotated as iron-sensing transcription factor Fep1. Gene Ontology annotation, biological process: positive regulation of transcription by RNA polymerase II; negative regulation of transcription by RNA polymerase II. The record is from RefSeq and is a predicted model, not a curated record. Lineage: Eukaryota; Fungi; Ascomycota; Schizosaccharomycetes; Schizosaccharomycetales; Schizosaccharomycetaceae. The coding region runs from base 1012 to 2745 and encodes 577 amino acids. The transcript has a single exon. Gene Ontology annotation, molecular function: RNA polymerase II cis-regulatory region sequence-specific DNA binding; DNA-binding transcription factor activity, RNA polymerase II-specific; zinc ion binding.